AUGGCGCUCUCCGGUGAGCAGAGGGUCCUCUUGGGAUUUAAAGAUGCAGCUUUAGAAGAGAACACUUCCUCCUGGGAUGGGAGCAAGAUAGGUGGGCUGCCGGACCCGCCCCCCCCCAUGUGACACUCUGUUUUCCUGCUUGUCCUCUGUGCUCUGCUCCCCUCUGCCAUGUUGUACAGAUAUACUGCCCCCUAGAGGGCUCACUCUUCCACCGUCUCAUCCAUGUAUUUGCAUGUAGAAGGAAGUCCUGCUGGGGGAGACCUGAAAGCUGGGUGGCAUUACGAUCCCAAAGCCUUGAAGGACAUAAACCAAAAAUCACCGAGACCUCAUCACAGCAGGAAAACAAGAUGGCCACUACAGAUUGGUGCGAUGACGCUGAUAACUGGGGAAUGGAGGACAAUGACGCUGAAUCUCUGACCGAACCUGCAGUAUCGCAUGUGACAAGCUGCCCUGCAGAAAGCCCAUCCACAGACUGGACAUCUCAGCUCCAGAACCUUUCACUCACUGACACAUCUCAGACGGUACAGUCUAGUGACUCCAGCGACAUCUUUCGGUCUUAUUAUAUAGCCGUGGCAGACGAGGAAGAAUGUGAAGGGGACACGGAUCUGGAUCACGCUCGCUGGCUACUACAGGAAUAUGAGCAACGAGAGGCAUCCUCUGUGGAGGAGUUGGAGAGGUGA
Molecule: messenger RNA, 680 nt
Organism: Staurois parvus
Lineage: Eukaryota; Metazoa; Chordata; Amphibia; Anura; Ranidae
Source: the annotation of a GenBank genome assembly